UUCAAGCUGAGCAAGAGAACGAAUAGGAUACAGUCUUUAAGAAAUAUUUGAAAAGCUGGUUUGAUCUGUGAUGCUGUGCUCAAGUUUGUAAUCAAUAAAUGACCCUCUCAUGUUUAUCACUUAUUCCUCGUGUUCCUGAGCUCUCCAAUAGUGAAGCACCUAAUUGGUCUCUUCUCAGUUCGCUUAGGCCCAAGAGGAAAGAGAGAGCAUUGCACUCACACCAAGCAACACUCACUCGGUACUGGUCCUCUCCUCUCCUCGCAUCGCCUCUCCUCUUCCCAUCUCUCCCCCUCUCCUCAACUCAAAAGCAAAACAGAUGGUGGAAAAGCAGCACAUCUGUCCUCUCGCUCUGCCACGAUAGAUCGCAUCGAGCUGGAGUCGAGCUUGGUCAUGUCCGCGUGCGAGAGCUGCUAAAGAUCCGGUGUGUUUUCUGGCUUCGCCUUUCACAACGGCUGCCGAGGGAGGACCGUGCGUCUGUCUGGGUUCUCCAACGAGCGGAGAAGAUGGCCGCCAUUAAGAUUUUAACCAGCGCGGGGCUUUUCUUGGCGGUUUGCUCGCUGGUCUUGUUGGUUAUAGCCAUCUGCACCGAUUACUGGUACGAGACGGAUGCCCGGCGGCAUCGCGAGCGCUGUAAGAACUACGCAAACAAGCGUAACGAUCCCGGAUACAUUUACAUCUCAAAUCACAACUUGCCUCUCCAGAUGCCUCCGAAGGGAUAUGAGAAGAAAGCGACGGAGGCGCGCAUGAAGCGGCACGCUCCGGCUUCGGCGACGGCCAUGGAGUCUCACUGUAGCCGCCAGUUCAAUUCCACGAUCUCCGGUCUGUGGAGAAAGUGCCAUCGCGAGGGCUUUGACCUGGAGACCGAGGAUCUCAUUUACAAAGGGUUGAUUCAGAGAUGCACCCCUGUGACGUAUCAUUACACCUCUUCAAUCCUGCCUCGAAACCUUCCUGUCAACAUCACCAAGACCAUCCGGCAAGAUGAGUGGCAUGCCCUGCAUCUGCGGAGGAUGACAGCAGGUUUUGUGGGCAUGGCUGUCUCUAUCAUCCUUUUUGGCUGGAUCGUCGGAGUGCUUGGAUGCUGUCAACAACAUGAUCUCAUGCAGUAUGUAGCUGGACUACUCUUCCUCAUGGGCGGAACCUGCUGUAUUAUCUCCCUGUGCACGUGUGUGGCUGGCAUUAACUUCGAGUUGUCGCGUUACCCACGUUACCUGUACGGCCUUCCGGAGGACAUCAGUCAUGGGUAUGGCUGGUCCAUGUUCUGUGCCUGGGGCGGACUGGGUCUCACCCUGCUGGCCGGUUUCUUAUGCACGCUGGCCCCUUCUUUAAGCAGCCCCUUGGCCCGCACCACAGUCCACAAAUCCAGGCAUGAAAAUGGGACUGUGUGAUCCGAGACUUCUGGAGCAACACUGCAGCAACAUUUUCACCAAUGUAUACAGCGUCUACAUAAGGACAAAGCAUCUGGCCUAUUCAUCAUCAUGCAGUAUACUGACUACAUCAUUUCUCUUUCCAUGUUCAUAUGACUCUUGAGCUCUUGUUGAUCACCGUUGUCAACACAACUUGUGUACACCGUCCAUUUGUUUAAAAGGUUGAAGCCUGUAAAUGGCCUGAACACUGCUGAUAAAGUCAAAUGGAGACACAAGCACAGACCUACGAGCAUCUUCCACAGUCUCACAUGUCUCACUCUGGUUCUUUUUGGCACAAAAAAAAAAAAAACAAUGAAAAUGUUCACCGCUCUGCUUCAUGACGAAGAAGCAAGCUGGAGGCGACUGUCUUCUCUCCAAGAGGAUAAAAUGGUGCUCUCUUUUCAAAAUCACACAACUGCACAGAAAUCUUGACAAAGACAAAUGCACAGGUUUUUUUAUAGCUGACUGACGGUGUGGAGGAUUGUGAGUCUGGAGUGAAGAGGGGAGCAACGGAAAAGAGAGAAAAAAGUAUUUCUGUCAUUCAAGCUUUGAGAAGCACAUUUCCCAAGGCCUCAAAGAGUCUGUAUGUGUAAAAAAUACUUUGUUUCUUCUAGAUUUCAGGUCUAUUUGUAAUGAAUAAUGCUUGGGGCAUAAAUGGAGCCUUUUCACUCUUUGUUAUGAUUGUAACGAUCCAUUUCAUGGCUAGCUGUUUUGAGGAAACUGACCAAAUUUGAAGAAUUUCUAGCCUGUGAAUCACCAACUUAAUGAAAAUGUUUUGGGGGUAUUUCUGAACAUCACUUCUCAUGAAGCCUUAUUGCUGUUAAGAGCACAACGUGAUUAGAAUCAAAGUUAAACGAGAGCUCAGCACCUUCCAAGCACAACUGAAUGUUGCUGAAUACUCAAGAUACAGUUUUUAAGUUUUUACAGUUUCACAAGCAAGAUUUUAAAGGAAAUUCAGUGUUGUUUAGCCACAAUAAGUGAAGAUAGAAAAGCGUUAUGUACAGAAUUUGACUGAAGAUGAUGACAGACCUGAAGGUUUUAUUCUAGUAAUAAUCUAGUAAUAUCUCUUUUUUUUUAAGUGAGUGUUUCCACAUUAUCAUGAAUAAUUCAUAUUGAUUCUUCUCUCACCAAUGGAUAUUAUUUAUUGAGGAUGCUACUUUGAAAAGCACAGUUUCCAUAAAUCAUUUACCAAUGCCUCACAUGUCUUUGCCAGAUGUACAUUCAAAAUCUCUUAGACCUCCACGGAUCCCAGAUCAAUUCUUGAGCACAAUGAACUGACAUUGAUAUUCACGGUGGGAUGAAACGCCAUAGAUAAUGUAAGACUUUAAAGAUGGCCAAUUCUGUGGAUGUAUUCCAAGUGCACAAUGUGGGAAAUAGGAAUGUGUUCAGAAAUUGUCAUUUGAGGGAAACUGUGGAGUCCAGUCUUUUUAGGGUAAAGCUUACAGCUGAUUGGCACAAACAUCUGUCACAUACAUAAAAUAAACAAAGCCAAAAGAACAAAUCCCUUUAGGUGGAUAGGAGAGUGUUGCAUUGAGUGGGACCUUUCUGAUGAACUGCAGAUAAGGUAUUGACUGAAAAUAUAGUGGCAAACAAGUAAUAAACACCACUUGGGAAAAGAUUUGUGAUAAACGUCUGGAAUUGGGAAUGUUUUGGGCAGGAUAAAAAAAAAAAGAGCAUGGGAAAAAAACUUUUCUAAUAAAAGCAGCUUCAGGUGUUUUGUCAUUUAUGGUGAGAUAUGAGAGACGUUUGUACAAAAGCUGCCAUAUUCUUUGGCAGUUGAAGUAGCACAACUUUUUUAUUUAUUUUUGAUUAUGAACUGUUUUUACUAGUUCAUUUCAUAAUUACAACUGGAGAAAACAAGUAUCAUUGUCUCGCAUGCCAUCAUAUUGAUUCAUUUCAGUGUAUUUAGAUUCUGUCAGGUUUUUUUUAUGAUUUUAUUUUAUGAAAUAAAAUGUAAGUAGCAUUUCAUCACGAGGGACUUUUUAUUUAUAUAUCAUUCAGUUUAUUUAUUAAAAUAGUUUUGAAUGUUCCAGCACACUUGGACUUCAGGUGCUAAAUGAACUAAGAACAUGCUUGGUUUAAAAAAUGUAUAUAAUAAUUAUCCUGCGUACAUGAAUGGGAGCAUAUGAGGCAGGUGGGUCAGGUUUAAUACACUUUCUAUUCUACACAAAUUUCCACAUAGAAAGGCAAUAUUUUAGUAUUUGCAUUACUGAAAAACAGUUGAUAAUUUGAAAUGGGGCACCCCCUAGAGGAUCUUUGUGGAACAUGUUCACUUUAAACCCUCAUUUAUAAUACACUACUAAAAUUAAUUUGUAAAGUCAAACAAUCAGCAUACAGCACCCAUAAAUCAGAAUGAAAGGUUACAAUAAAAAAAAGAUAAAGUAAACCAACAUUGACUUCCCAGUAAAUGAUCCUGACCUUUUAAAAUUUAACAUAAGAAAAAAAAAAAAAGGCAAGAUGAAAAAUUCUUUAUAUCUGUAAACAAAACCCAGGAGAUACAGUAUGAGAUACCCUGUAAAAAACAUAUGGGUCAAUAUUCUUUUGUGUCAGGUGAGAUUUUACAUUGAACAUCAAAUAGUGACCCAGCACAUUACCAAAAUUUUAUCUUACAAAAGUAAAGAGAAUGUUCUUUAAAAAUAAACUUUCAAAUGUAUUAAUAUAAUCAUGUACUGUUUAGAUCCACCUGUAUGCAACAUUAACAUGCCUUGGGCUGAAUGUAAGCAAUUUUAUGAAUAUGCUAGCAAUUUUCUUUUAACUUGCAACUUUUAACUUUUUUGAGUCAUUACCCAAAAGAUUGAAGACCACUGCCCUGAAGAAAGAUUAAUUAAAUUACAAAAAAAAAAAAAAAGAUCAAGCCACCUGGGCUGCUUCCCUCCUAGAAAAAAAA
Carassius auratus (goldfish) is the source of this 4290-nucleotide messenger RNA. RefSeq names its product transmembrane protein 276b (gene tmem276b). NCBI's taxonomy places the organism in Eukaryota, Metazoa, Chordata, Actinopteri, Cypriniformes, Cyprinidae. Gene Ontology annotation, cellular component: membrane. The record is from RefSeq and is a predicted model, not a curated record. The transcript has 4 exons. Bases 99 to 1385 code for a protein of 428 amino acids.